Molecule: messenger RNA, 2805 nt
Organism: Cyclospora cayetanensis
Lineage: Eukaryota; Apicomplexa; Conoidasida; Eucoccidiorida; Eimeriidae
Exons: 4
Coding region: 1-2805 (934 amino acids)
Molecular function (GO): 4 iron, 4 sulfur cluster binding
Source: RefSeq, a predicted model, not a curated record
AUGACGCAUGAAUUCAGCGGCGCCGUCCGCCUAGGCGCUCUAGACGACUACCUGAGUCCGUCACAAGAAUGCGUUCUUCCACUACUGCGGCCGACAACAGACACAGAACAAGGAAAGCCUCGGAAGGACGUAGCUGCUGCAGAUACAGCGGGAGCAUACACUGUAGGGACGGUGGGUACCAGAUCAGCAACAGCCUCGAGGCGGCGCAGGGCAGACCAACGCAACACAGCAGCAAAGGCGACAACAGCGUCAUCAGCGGCGUCAGCAGCAGGAGCGGGAUCGGCAUCUCUAGCCGAAAAAGAUGACGUUGCAACCCCUAGUGCUGAGCCGCAGGCCCAAGCGCAAGCGCAGCCAUCCCUCCCUCCAGACGACGAGGCAGCCGCAACACAACAGCAGCCAGUACAGGCCCAGGCACCACACUACUUCUCAGCGAGGACUCAACGAGACAGCGCCACAAAAGCAGCAGCCCCUUCCGAUGUUACUGAGACCAGCCGUGUGGCGAAGAUUUCACUAUCGGACUGCCUAAGCUGCAGCGGCUGCCUCACGUCGGCAGAAGACAUCCUGUUAAACCAGCAAUCCACAGAACAGUUUUUUUCGUUGGUGUCCAAGAAACGCAGCCGAGGUAUCUACACUUCACAGCUGGACGCAUCUCAUGGAUGGGACCCUAUUCCCAAGAUCGUCGCCGUAUCGCUCAGCUCCCAGUCGAUUGCUGCAGUGUCUGUCCACUUUGGAUGCUCCGCAGAUAUCGCGGCCGGCCGUCUCUCCUUCUUGUUUCGCUUGCUGGGUGCCGACUUUGUGUUCUCCAUGGCCGUAGCGGAGUCUCUCGCACUUUUGGAAACGCAGAAGGAGCUUGCAGGGAGGCUGUACAGCCAUCAAGUGCGUCUGGAAGAGGGGUUGCAGACAGCCAACGCGCACGGCUGCAGUGCAGAAGCUGAAGCGGCUCUUUCGCAGCUGCUGCCGAGCAGCGGCCCGCUGCCUCUCAUCACUUCCUUCUGCCCUGGCUUCGUCUUGUAUGCGGAAAAGAGUCUUGAAGCGCCUAUGUUAUCCUUCCUCUCGCGCGUCCGAAGCGCGCAGCAGAUCCAAGGCUUGCUGUGCAAGUCGGCGGCUCGUACGGCGGUCGAAGCCGAGGCUUUCCUGCUCGCGAUCAAGUCGCAUGCAUGGCCAGGAGCAGGCAUUGCUGUUUUCUCUGCAGCCGACGGUGCUGGGGCUGAGGGAACGCCUCGCUUGGCGCGAACGGAUCAACGAGUAUCCCCGUGUAGUGCAGCAGCAGAGACGUUCAAGCCAUGGGAUCUGCUUCGAUCCCUGCUGCGGCGAUCGCCUUUCACCUGCUAUGUCGCAAGCGGUACGGGGCCAGCAGCAGCAGCACCUGCAGCAGCACCUGCAGAGGCGGCAACCAAAAGAGGGGCAGGAAAUGCAUGUGCCAGACGGGCUGGAUUGACUCCUGAUGAGGUGGUGCAUGUUUGCUUGAUGCCCUGUUUCGACAAGAAGCUGGAGGCUGCGAGGCCUGUUUUCGAGCAUCGCGAGCAACAGCAGCAACAGCAGCAACAGCAACAACAGCAACAGGAGCCUUUAGCUGCGUUUCCUGCAUCGCGUCUGGCUUUUGGCACCCCUGGAGGCUCCUGGGCUGAAGUUGAUUUGGUGCUGGCAACCUCUGAGUUGCCGUCGCUGUUGCAGGCAGCCAACAGAUCCUUUGACACGCUGCCCUCUGCGCCUCUAGACUGUGUGGUGCCGCGAACGGCCCUGCGUCUUGCAGCGCGGAGUCUGCGGCGGGCAGCAGAAAUCGCCAGCAGGGCCCCCGGAAUGCGAAAUGCAGGGGGCCCCUUGCAGCCGUGCUGGAUCUCGAGGCCUGCAGCAGUUCUGGCUGGCAGUGGGGGGUACCUGGAGUAUCUCUUUCUGCAGACUGCCCGCGGUUUCUUUGGCCGCGACGUCUCUCCGGGGGCCCUUGAGUUCAUUAGGGGCCCCAACGAGGAGCUGCAGUCGCUUGCCUUGUUCUCGGAGGAACGGGGCGUGUUGGUUUCUAAGCAGGGCCUCUGGAGUGACAGUGCGCCUGCGCUGCUGAGAGGCGCGUUUGCGUAUGGCUUUAGAAACAUCCAGAACAUCGCGCAGCAGCUGCGCUUGCUGCUUCGGACAGCUGGCGAUGAAGGCUUCGCAAGCAAGGAGGAGACACCGCAGCCGCCUUACGGCGAAAGGCUGGGGCCCCUGGCGACCAGGGGCAGAGUGAAGGGGUGCGCUGUGGGAGGAGGCGGGUUUAACUGCAUUGGAUCCGUUAUUCCGCAUGUGGUUGAAAUCGGCGCAUGCCCAGGAGGCUGUCUGAAUGGGGGUGGCCAAGGGUUAGGUGCAGCCGCUGCAGGUCAUCAGGGCGCUCCCUCAGCUCCCCGCACCAUCUCGCGGAAGCGAUCCUGGAAUGUUUCGAAGGGAGAAAACGCGUUUGAGCCCAAGAUUAUUGGCAAUACGCGCGAGCCAUUGACGAGUUUGACGCAGCUGCUGCAUCUCGAGUUUCAGCUAAUACCUCCUCAUAGGCACCCCUUGGUCCUGCCCGCCUAUUUGUAUCUCUUUGGGUGUUGCUACGGGGCAGAGGCAGGCCAGGACGCUGCAGCUGCCCUUACUGAAUUUGAGGAGGCGCUACAGCACAGGGAAGCCAUGCAGGUAGCGCAGAGCCUCUUCGGUGAAGAGGCUUCGUCUGCGCUACCCUUGCAGUUCUGGUUAGCCCCUAGCGUUACUGCAGCGUUCCGCACGGGCUUCAGGCCCACCAAAAAGGCGGCCAAAGGCGGCACUACGGUUUCUCUUUCAGACCUCAAGUGGUGA